AUGACGGACGACCAGUUGCGCGCCAUGACCGUUGACCUCAAGAAACGCGUCGCGGCGGGCGAAUCGCUGGACAGCGCUCUGCCUGAGGCGUUUGCCGUGGUGCGUGAAGCUUCCAAACGCGUUCUCGGCCUCCGCCCUUUCGACGUGCAGCUGAUUGGCGGCAUGGUGCUGCACAAGGGGCAGAUCGCGGAGAUGCGGACGGGGGAGGGCAAGACGCUGGUGGCGGUGCUGCCGGCGUACCUGAACGCGCUCACAGGCAGGGGCGUGCACGUCGUCACCGUCAACGACUACCUCGCUAGGAGAGACGCCGAGUGGGUGGGGCAGGUUCACAAGUUCCUCGGGCUCUCCGUCGGCCUUAUCCAACAGGGCAUGGACGCGCAGCAGAGGAGGGAGAGCUACGCGUGUGAUGUGACGUACGUGACCAACAGCGAGCUGGGGUUUGACUUCCUCCGCGAUAACCUCGCCACCACCAAGGAUGAGUUGGUCCUCCCUGACUUCCACUACUGUGUGAUCGACGAGGUCGACUCCAUCCUCAUCGACGAGGCACGCACGCCGCUCAUCAUCUCGGGUCCCGCGGAGAAGCCCAGCGAGCGCUACUACAAGGCUGCUAAGCUGGCCGGGGCGUUCGUACGAGACGUGCAUUACACGGUGGACGAGAAGCAGAAGGCGGUACUCCUCACAGAGGAAGGCUACGAGGAGGCGGAGGUGCUGCUGGGGGUGAGCGACCUGUACGACCCGCGGGAGCAGUGGGCGUCGUAUGUGAUCAACGCUAUCAAGGCCAAGGAGCUGUUCCUGAGGGAUGUGCAGUAUAUUGUGAAGGGCGGCGGCAUCUUGAUUGUUGAUGAGUUCACUGGACGCAUCAUGGAGGGUCGGCGGUGGAGUGAGGGGUUGCAUCAGGCGGUGGAGGCAAAGGAGGGACUCACCAUUCAGAACGAGACGGUCACACUUGCGUCCAUCAGUUACCAGAACUUCUUCCUGCAGUACCCCAAGCUGUGCGGCAUGACAGGCACAGCGGCCACAGAGGCGGCGGAAUUCACGAGCAUCUACAAGCUCACCGUCACUGAGAUCCCCACCAACCGCCCCGCUGGCCGCAAGGACGAGUCAGACGUGGUGUUUAGGGCAGCGGACGGCAAGUGGAGGGCGGUGGUGGUGGAGGUGGCACGUAUGAACAAAAUGGGCCGUCCGGUGCUGGUGGGCACGACCAGUGUGGAGCUGAGUGAGGGGCUGUCGGCGCGCCUCAGGGAGGCGGGGGUGAAGCACCAGGUGCUCAACGCCAAGCCUGAGAACGUCGAGAGGGAAGCAGAGAUCGUCGCACAGAGUGGCCGUCUGGGCGCCGUGACCAUUGCAACAAACAUGGCGGGCCGAGGAACGGACAUUCUGCUGGGAGGCAACGCCGAGUUCAUGGCUCGCCUCAAGCUGAGGGAGAUGCUCAUGCCCAGAGUGGCGCAGGCGAGCGACAACGAGAUUGCGUUUGAGGUCAAGAGGAAGGUCCCUGUGAAGAAGUCCUGGGCGGUCAACCCGGAGCUCUACCCCUGCCAGCUGUCGGACGCCACGUCAGCGCUGCUGACGUCAGCAGUGGAGGCAGCAGUGGCGGCGUGGGGCGCCAACUCACUGCCAGCUCUGGAGGCCGAGGACAGGCUGGCAUUCGCUUGCGAGAAGGGCCCCACGAGUGAUCCAGUGAUUGCAGCCCUCAGGGCAGCCUUUCAAGCGAUGGAUGAUGAGUACCGCGUGUUUACGGAGGCCGAGAAGCAGAAGGUCAUUGCUGCCGGCGGGCUGCAUGUCAUCGGCACAGAGAGGCAUGAGUCGCGCCGUAUCGACAACCAGUUGCGCGGACGGUCAGGGCGGCAGGGCGACCCUGGCAGUUCGCGUUUCUUCCUCUCCCUCGAAGACAACAUCUUCCGCAUCUUCGGUGGAGAUCGCAUCCAGGGACUGAUGAAGGCGUUCCGAGUGGAGGACCUGCCGAUCGAGUCCAAGAUGCUCACAAAGGCGCUGGACGAGGCGCAGAGGAAGGUGGAGAACUACUUCUUUGAUAUCCGCAAGCAGCUGUUCGAAUACGACCAGGUGCUAAACAGCCAGCGUGACCGCGUGUAUGCGGAGAGGAGGAGGGCACUGGUGGCGGAGAGCUUGGAGGGCCAGAUGAUAGAGUAUGCCGAGCUCACUAUGGAUGACAUCCUUGAGGCCAACAUUGACGCAUCGAAGCCCAAGGAGGAGUGGAACCUCGAGGCCCUGGCAGCCAAGGUCAAGCAGUACUGCUACCUGCUCUCCGACCUCUCUCCUGAGACCCUUGCUCCCCACGCCGACUCCAUUGACAGCCUGAGGGAGUACCUCAGGAAGCGCGGAAGGGAGGUUUACUACCAGAAGCGGGAGGAGGUUGAGAAAAUCACGGACAACCUGUGGAAGGAGCACCUGCAGGCGCUCAAGUUUGCACAGCAGGCGGUGGGCCUGCGCGGGUACGCACAGAAGGACCCGCUGAUCGAGUACAAGCUGGAGGGGUACAACCUGUUCCUCUCCAUGAUGGCGCAGAUCCGCCGCAAUGUCAUCUACUCCGUCUACCAGUUCAAGCCUGUUAUGGCGAAGCAACCUGAUAUAGCCAAUGUGGCUAAUGGUGCCAUGGAUCCGUCUGCCAUGGAGCUUCAGGAGUUUUACCACGGUGCGGCCUGCCAAUUCGAGUCGAAGCGUAGUCCGUUGUUCGAGGCCGGACAGAUUUGGGACGUCGGUGCCGCAGUGCUAGGAGGUUUCGUUCCAGGAGUAGUUCUCGUGAAAUGUGUAGCUGUCGCUGGGGCUCUCACAUUCUCGUCAUGGUGUGCCGCGAUUGUAGUAACAGCCGCUGCACUCCAACGGAUACACAGCUCCACCAUGCCAGACGACAUGGAUGGCUUCUCCCCCCCAGCAGCCGCACUUGAGUGCGCGAACGACUGCAGAAACGGGAGCUUCCAACCCCUUCCCGCCUCCUCGUCUUCCUUCUCGCCAUCCCAAUUCGCGUUCUCGCCUCCCCGUUUCCCCUUUCCAAUCCCCAGGACCCCUUCCGGUCACCCCGUUUUCCCGCCUCCCCCCCUUCCCAAUUCCUCUCCGUUUCCCCUUCCCGCCUCUCCGUUUCCCCUUCCCGCUCCCCCGUUUUUCCCCUUCCCGCCUCUUUUCCCCCCUUCCCGUCACCCCGUUUCCCCAUCCCGCUCCCCGUUACCCCUCCCCGCCUCCUCAAUUCCCCUUCCCGCCUCCCCGUUUCCCCCAUCGCGCUCCCCGUUACCCCCCUUCCCGCCUCCUCAUUUCUCCUUCCCGCCUCCCCAAUUCUCCUUGGGGCCAUCCCGUUUCCCCUUUGCGUCUCCCCAUUACCCCUCCCGCCUCCCCGUUUCCCCUUCCCGCUCCCCAUUACCCCUUCCCGCCUUCCCGUUAGCCCUUCCCGCCUCCCCAAUUCCCGUUCCCGCCUCCCCUUCCCCCUUCCCGCUCCCGAUUUCCCUUCCCGCCUCCCCGUUUCCCCGUCCCGUUCCCGUUUCCCCUUCCCGCCUUCCCGUUUCCCCGUCCCGCUCCUCGUUUCCUCUUCCCGCUCCCCGUUUCCCCUUCUCACCACCCCGUUUCCCCAUCCCGAUCCCCGUUACCCCUCCCCGCCUCCUCAAUUCCCCUUCCGCCUCCCGUUUCCCCUUCCCGCCUCCCCAAUUCCCCUUCCCGCCUCCCCGUUUUCCCCUCCCUGUCUCCCCAUUACCCCUCCCCCCUUCCUCCCUCUCGUUUACCCCCCUUCCCCCUCUCAUUUCCCCCCCUUCUCCUCCUUUUCUUUCCCGCUUCCCCCCAUCCCCUUCCCUGCUUCCCCCCAUCCCCUUCCCUGCUUCCCCCCAUCCCCUUCCCUGCUUCCCCCCAUCCCCUUCCCUGCUUCCCCCCAUCCCCUUCCCUGCUUCCCCCCAUCCCCUUCCCUGCUUCCCCCCAUCCCCUUCCCUGCUUCCCCCCAUCCCCUUCCCUGCUUCCCCCCAUCCCCUUCCCUGCUUCCCCCCAUCCCCUUCCCUGCUUCCCCCCAUCCCCUUCCCUGCUUCCCCCCAUCCCCUUCCCUGCUUCCCCCCAUCCCCUUCCCUGCUUCCCCCCAUCCCCUUCCCUGCUUCCCCCCAUCCCCUUCCCUGCUUCCCCCCAUCCCCUUCCCUGCUUCCCCCCAUCCCCUUCCCUGCUUCCCCCCAUCCCCUUCCCUGCUUCCCCCCAUCCCCUUCCCUGCUUCCCCCCAUCCCCUUCCCUGCUUCCCCCCAUCCCCUUCCCUGCUUCCCCCCAUCCCCUUCCCUGCUUCCCCCCAUCCCCUUCCCUGCUUCCCCCCAUCCCCUCCCCCCUGCUUCCCCCAUCCCAUCCCCUUCCCUGCUUCCCCCCAUCCCCUUCCCUCCCAUCCCCUUCUCCCAUCCCAUUCCCUUGCUCCCUCUGUUUCCCCUUGCUCACUCUGUCUCGCCCUUCUCACACUCUUCCGCCUCCUCUUUUUCCACCUUGCUCACUAUAUUCCCCGCUACUCACUCUCUUUCCCCCUGCUCACUAUCUUCCCACCAGCUCGCUCUCUUCCCCCCCCAUCACUUUGUUUAG
Molecule: messenger RNA, 4542 nt
Organism: Closterium sp. Yama58-4
Lineage: Eukaryota; Viridiplantae; Streptophyta; Zygnematophyceae; Desmidiales; Closteriaceae
Source: the annotation of a GenBank genome assembly